Molecule: messenger RNA, 3009 nt
Organism: Dromiciops gliroides (monito del monte)
Lineage: Eukaryota; Metazoa; Chordata; Mammalia; Microbiotheria; Microbiotheriidae
Gene: NDE1
Product: nudE neurodevelopment protein 1
Exons: 9
Coding region: 139-1182 (347 amino acids)
Biological process (GO): chromosome segregation; vesicle transport along microtubule; establishment of mitotic spindle orientation
Cellular component (GO): kinesin complex; kinetochore; centrosome
Molecular function (GO): microtubule binding
Source: RefSeq, a predicted model, not a curated record
GCCCCGGGGGCCGGGAGGCGGGGGCGGGGGCCAGGCCGGGCUGGGCCGCGCCGCUCCCGCCCCUCCCGCCGAGUCCUCGCCACUCGGAGUCCGGGUAGUAUGCCUCGAAAGUAAUAGAUCUCUCCUCAUAUUCUUACCAUGGAGGACUCAGGUAGGAAGACUUUCAGCUCUGAGGAGGAAGAACUUAGCUACUGGAAAGACUUAGCUAUACAAUAUAAGGAGCGGGCGGAAAAUACACAAGAGGAGCUACGUGAAUUCCAAGAGGGAAGCCGGGAAUAUGAAGCUGAGCUGGAGGCCCAGUUGCAACAGAUUGAAACCAGGAAUCGGGAUCUUUUGUCAGAAAAUAAUCGCCUCCGAAUGGAGCUCGAAACAAUUAAGGAAAAGUUUGAAAUGCAGCUUUCUGAAGGCUACCGACAGAUCUCAGCUUUAGAAGAUGACCUUGCACAGACUAAAGCUAUUAAAGAUCAAUUACAGAAAUAUAUCAGGGAGCUGGAACAAGCAAAUGAUGACUUGGAGAGAGCAAAACGAGCUACUAUAAUGUCUUUGGAAGACUUUGAGCAGAGGUUGAAUCAGGCCAUUGAAAGGAAUGCCUUUCUGGAGAGUGAACUUGAUGAGAAAGAGAAUCUCCUGGAAUCUGUUCAGCGACUGAAAGAUGAAGCCAGAGACUUGAGACAGGAAUUAGCAGUGCAGCAGAAGCAAGAGAAACCCAGGACUCCUAUGCACAAUUCAUUGGAAGCAGAGAGGACUGACACUGCUGUGCAGGCCACUGUGUCUGUGCCAUCCACACCUGUAACACACCGAGGACCCAGUGCCAGUGUAAACACACCUGGAUCAUUCAAGAGAGGCUUGGAGGACAGCUAUGGGGGCACUCCUCUCACGCCAGCUGCCAGGAUAUCCGCCCUGAACAUCGUAGGAGACUUGCUUCGCAAAGUCGGGGCACUGGAGUCCAAACUUGCAUCCUGUCGAAACUUUGUAUAUGAUCAGUCUCCAAACAGAGCAAGUGUUGCAUCCUCAGGGCGAGGCAUCAAAACCAGAGAUGGCAGUGACAAACGGCCAAGCAGCACCAGUGUGCCUUUGGGAGAGAAAGGGCUAGGAAAACGACUGGAAUUUGGAAAGCUUCCUUCAAGUGUUCCAUCACCGUCACUGCCAUCACCACAGGGUGUAGUCAAGAUGCUGCUUUGAGAAUCAUGGGCAUUGAAGACCUUAAUGUUCUAGUUUUGAUAUCAUUUUCUUUUGAAACUAAUCUUUUUAAAUUAGUUUGAAUAAAAUAACAAACAGGCAUAGUAGUUAACUCCAUGUGUUGUGGACCAAGUGUAUAAUUUGGAGAGCUAGCUUGCAGGCAGCAGUUUUCUUACCAAAUUUAGUUUGGUUGUUGCCACUGUCUACAGUGGGAAGAUGGAACAUUUUCUGCCAUCUGUUUAUUGUGGAAAUGGCUAUGAGUUAAUUGUGACCAAAUACCUGGCCAACUCAGAUAUCAUAAUGGGCUUCAUAACCAUAUAUGUGCCUGCCCAUCCGCCUGGUCUGCCUCCAUUCUUCAAAGGGCUCGUAUUCUAUUAAAAUACACUAUUGUGUCUCCUAUAGAAUUUCCAGUGCUGUGUAGGCUUAUUAAGGGAUAGUUUCAUUUAAAUUAUUUCUAGGAAUACUAGGUAGUAUUUCUGUAGAACACUUCUUUUUAAAAGGCACAGAUGCUGCAGGGCUACCUGUACCUGGUACCCAGCCAGAGCCUUUUAACCUCUUAUUGAGUUAUUUAGGUGUUUUAUCCUAAGACUUUUAGUCCAGUUAGAAACUAAAUUGAAUUUUGACCAAGGUCAGUAAAAGUUGGUUACUUUAUAAGUAAAUUUAUAAUAUAAUAUAAAUUUAUAAGUAAAUAUAAGUAACAAUUGACCGUUGGAGUCUACUUGUAGGUGUUGGUUUCAUUUUCAGAUUUCAUGAGGCAAAUUGAGGAAGGUUGCCCCCUGUAAGGUAAUCUGAAUAAAACAGGCUUCAUUCAAAGGCAAAUUCAAAUUAUGUGAGACUCUUUAAAUGGGCCCACAAUGGAGCUAACUUGUUUCGGAAGGUUUCCUUUCCUUCAAGGAAAGACAAUGGCCUCAAGAUUGCUUAAGACAUAGAGGAUUCCAUGCAAUCUGCAGUAUUCAGCACUGCCUGUUUGUUACACCUAUUUUGUAUCUUCAGGCUGGAGGGGAAAGUGCACUAACUUCAGGGGCAUAUUCUCAUCUUCAUAAAUCAAAAGCCUUUGCUGACAUCCUUCCACUGAGUUAGUUUUGGGGAGGUCAGCAAAAAUCUUUGAGUUGGGAAUAUAGCUUUAAUUGCUACUGAUAUUAUUAAGUGGCAAUAUUGCUACUGUUGAUGUUUAUUAAUCUAAGAAAUGUUCUUAACCUGUAUCAAAAAAAAUGCUUUAUUUUUCUAAAAAAAAUUUUUUUGUCAAGAGAAGGUAAUGCUUCAGUUUUAAACUAAACAGUAAUUACAAGAUAGUUAUUUAAUGUCAUAAAUAGGUGCAUACUCUGUGUAAUGUCUCCAGUUGGUUCUACAAAAAGCAUAGUAUUGGGUAAAAUGACUUUACAGGGGGAGCAGUUAAGUACCAUAGAAAAAUGUUAUAAAUGGGCAGUCAGCCAAAUGAUGUUACAGUGUGGGGUUUAGUGACAUUAUGUCAGGGCUUGGUUAUAAUUUAUUAAGGAUUUAAUAUUGUGAAGUGAUAUUGAUUAAGGCAACAUUAUCUGGGGUGUGCUUUUAUUUGUACUUUGUCAUGUGGUUUUAAAGCCUUGUCUUUUUAACCAAGUAAAUGGAUAUGAAUUGAAUUAUCUUUGAAAAUAAAUUAUUUUCACACAGGUAGCCUUUUUAGAAACAUGUUAUUUCAGGUGAGGGCACUGAUAAAGGUGUGCUAAUAUUCUGUCAUUUUAAUGGGUACUUGCUACUUCUUAUAAUGGAAAUUAGCAGUCUUUAAUUUCCUUUUCUUGAACCUACCUUAUCUGGCUGAGUCAGUGUACAGAAUAAAGUUUGUUCUUAAUGAUA